CCGCUUCCAAUAACCACGGAUAGUUGCAUAUACAUCUCUAUACGACUUACACCACCAACCUAUCUCUGAGUCAGAAUUUUAGGGGUAAAGGGGCAUUAACUAAGCAAAACCAUGAACGUGGAAGACGACGAGAACAGCAAAUCCAACGGGGACCGCCCAACCCCCUCAAAAACCACACACCCUCCCACCACCACCAAUACACCACGUAAGCGGCGCCGCCGCAGCGCCACAAGCGCCCCGCCCUUAAAGCGGCAAAAAGGCGUUUUCAACCCGCGGUACCUGACCCUGCUUAACGAAGACAUAUCCGACUUUGUCAGUGCCCAGGAUCCCGGUACUGACGAUGCGACUCUUACGCCCACACAGCUCGGCGCUGUAUCCUGGAAUACAGCUGAGAAACAAGCGUUCUUUACUGCGUUAGGGAGGACAGGCGUUGAUGACUUACCCGGUAUUUCGACACGGAUCAGCAAUGCAGUAACGGGUAACGGUAACACCGGAGUUAAAAGCGAACUCGAAGUCCGGCAGUAUGUCCAUUUACUAGGGGAAGCGGACCGUGCCCGCCGCGCUGAUGCGAGUAAAGCACACCGUGUACCUCUCCCCUCAUCUAUCCCGGCGGCUGCUGAGAUUAGCGCCCCGCUAUGUGCGGCGCUUGAAUCUGCCGCGGAUUCUCUUGCGCUGAGACAGGAGAACCAUGAAGCGAAUGUCGAGCAACGGCGAUGGGGUGAGGGACGGUGGUUAGUUACGCCGGAGGUGGCGGGGUUGUAUGAGUGGCAGGUACGGUGGGAACGACAGCGACAUCAAAGUCCCGCUAGUACCAACGCAGCAGGGUGUGACGAAGGCGAUGACUCGUCCCCGUUACCACCGUUCGCGGAGCUUUUCAUACCGCGGAAUUGGCUGCACCUCUCCGAGCGCAUAUUCAUGAACUCAUCCGUUGUGCCCGAUGGCAACUGGCGUUGUGUAUCGGAGGAAGAACCAUCAAUUCGUGCUACGGCGCUUGCGGAUUUUCAUUCCCUGGCUGUGAGCGUGACAAAGCGGCUUAUAUCAGCUACUUUAUAUGUGGCGAGCUCACGGGUACGCGCGAAGCGUACUGGAGACAAACGGGGUCGCAUCAGUGCCUUGGUCAAAGCCAAAGAUGUCCAUGCUGCGGUAGCAUCAUCAGGGAUGCGUGAAAAUAGCCGCAAGUUUUGGGCGCAGGCUGCGCGGAGGUUAAGGUUGGAUGUUUAUGAUGAUUCAGAUGACUUGGAUUCAGAUGAGGAUUUGGAAAAAGGAGAAGGCCUGGUUACAGCGGAUGACGAAGACUUAUCAGAAGAAGAGGAUGAGGAUGCGGGUAUUAAUAUUCCUGAGGAUGUUAAUGAUGACGACUACCAAGAAGACCCCGGCUCCGAUGAGGAGGGAGACCAAGACAAAAAUCACGGAAGCCCAAAUGACGACCUCUCUGAAGACGAAUUUGACAUACUCUCCUACGAUGACGUUGAAGCCGCCCUCGGCUUCCUAGUCACAAACCACCAACCCGAAAAUUCCUCUCCGGAAACCGAUUUAGUCGAACUACCCAGCUCUUUCUCUGAUUCCGACCUUGAGUCUCUGCCAGAAGACUCCGACCUCGAAGAUGAGGGUCAAAUCCAAUCUAAAUCCUCACCUGAAAACGAAGACCCAAUCGACGUGGAACUUGCAGCAGCUGUAGAUUUGGACCUCAACGAAGCCCUCACAUAUUCCGCACUUGACCAUCCAGGUACCACUGACUUCGCCAAAGUCCUCCGGCGCCGACUUCUUGCUGAGCAUCGCCUCUGGGACGAAGCCGAACGUGCCGAUGCACAAGUUAGUGCAAGUGAGCAAGCGCGAUUAUGGAGUCUACUCCAAGGAGAAGAAAUGGAAGAAAAGGGAGUUAGGAUAGGGUCAGAGGAGGAAGAGAAACCUAGCAGGAGGAAAUUGGGCGUGAUAGAUUUAGGAGGUGGAAAUUGGCGGGAUCGUACGGAGUAUUAUGGUGAAUGGGAAGUCGACGGGGAUCAAAGUUUGAAUGAUCGCGUUGGCUAAAAAUGCACUUUUAGGCAUAAAUCUACGCGCAAUAUUACAAUGGCCACAAUAAACAUAAUCUGCAAAUUAAGAAAGCUUUUCCAUUUCUCACGGAUGUGUCCUAUUUAUGGGUAGUACUAGUACUGGUGGUAGUAGUGGUUUUUGUAUGGUAAUACACUGCCUUUUUCGUACAAGACACUAUUGGUUACCCACCCUCCUCGCCUCUGGU
Messenger RNA from Hypoxylon trugodes, 2236 nucleotides. RefSeq lists its product as uncharacterized. The record is from RefSeq and is a predicted model, not a curated record. Gene Ontology annotation, molecular function: rDNA binding; RNA polymerase I general transcription initiation factor activity. Gene Ontology annotation, biological process: nucleolar large rRNA transcription by RNA polymerase I; transcription initiation at RNA polymerase I promoter. Gene Ontology annotation, cellular component: RNA polymerase I upstream activating factor complex. Bases 112 to 2028 code for a protein of 638 amino acids. The transcript has a single exon. Lineage: Eukaryota; Fungi; Ascomycota; Sordariomycetes; Xylariales; Hypoxylaceae.